UGUAACAGAAUCUAUUUGCUGUAGAAGCUACAGCAAAAUUCCAUAAUAUGUUGCCAGCCAUGGUAAAACUCACAUAUAAUUUAUAUCCAGAUCCCAUCUGCGAUUUUCUAGGUCGAGUAUUUAUUUUUCCUUUCUUUGCAGAUCCAUUAGCUGCUAUCCAUAUGCAUAGCAUUUCAGGUAUGCAUUGAGUUAAUCGCCCAAAAUAAUAGAGGCUUAGAGGCCUCAAUCUCUCUGUCAACAAGGUCUUUCGAAAAGGUACAAUCAGUUCCAUUUGCAGAAUAACCCACGUGCACCAAAGCAGAAUCAACACAGUUCUGUGUACAACUUAUUCAAUCAGAUGGGACACAUGAGGAGGACAUAGUUUUAUGCAAAUGUUUUGCUGAUAUCAUUUUUCUUCCACUUAUUUGUAAUAGAGUUUCAUCUAGCAAUGAGAAAGAGGUGUGCCCAAGAGUUUGUGAUUUCUUUACUUGUUUUGGUCUUUUUAAACCAAAUUGAGGGCAAUGGAUUGAGUAAAGAGUGGUCUAUCAUAGAUGAAGAUCUUGUAAACUCUACUGGGAUUACUAAUGACCAGCCCACUUAUCUGUGGCCUCUGCCCAAAAAGCGGAGCAAUGGCAAUGUGACAGUCACAGUUGAUCCAAAUUUAGGCCUUGUCAUACAAGGAAUUGGUCAUAAUUCAAGCUUGGUUCGGGAAGCUUUUGCACGCUACAAAAAUAUUAUUCUCACCCAUCAUGUCAAGUUUGGGAAUCGAAACAGUGAGCAGAACAUUGAAUAUAGCAUCAGCAAGCUGAUCAUUACUGUUUCCACUGCUGAUGAGACUCUUCAACUUGGAAUUGAUGAAAGCUAUUCUCUUUAUGUGCCUGUGGGCGAUGAACAUUCAAUUGUUCAAGGUGCUCAUUUGGAGGCAAAGACUGUGUAUGGUGCAUUGCGUGGCCUAGAGACAUUCAGCCAAUUAUGUUCAUUCAACUUUAUGACAAAGAAUGUGGAAAUAUCUAAUGCACCUUGGUUUAUCCAAGAUAAACCUCGAUUUGCAUUUCGUGGGCUACUUUUAGAUACUUCUAGACAUUAUCAACCAGUGGAAAUCAUCAAACAAAUAAUUGAUUCCAUGUCAUAUGCUAAACUUAAUGUGUUCCAUUGGCAUAUUGUGGAUGAGGAAUCAUUUCCUUUAGAGAUUCCUUCAUUCCCUGGCCUUUGGAAGGGUUCUUACACAGGAUGGGAGCGCUAUACAUUUGAUGAUGCCCAUGACAUCGUGGAGUUUGCAAAAUCAAGAGGCAUCAAUGUGAUGGCAGAAAUAGAUGUUCCUGGUCAUGCAGAAUCAUGGGAGUUGAAAAAUAUAACUACAUCAAAGAUCAUGCAUGUGAAAAGGGGCGUUGGUUACCCUGAUUUGUGGCCAUCUGCUGAUUGUAGAGAGCCUCUUGAUGUUAGUAAGAACUUUACGUUUGAAGUGAUUGCGAGCAUACUUGCUGAUUUCCGAAAGAUAUUCCCUUUUAAACUUUUUCACUUGGGAGGAGAUGAGGUCCAUACAGAUUGUUGGACCAAUACCCCCAAAGUAAAGGAAUGGCUUGAUGAACACAACAUGACAGCACGAGAUGCAUAUCAAUAUUUUGUUUUGCGAGCACAGAAAUUGGCAAUUAAUCUAGGAUGGACACCUGUCAACUGGGAGGAAACAUUUAAUGCGUUUAGUGAAAAGCUUAAUCCAAAGACUAUUAUUCAUAACUGGUUGGAUUCAGGUGUUUGUCCACGUGCUGUUGGUAAAGGUUUCAAGUGCAUUUUUAGCAAUCAAGGUGUAUGGUACCUUGACCAUCUUGAUGUGCCUUGGGAAAAGGUCUAUUCAAGUGAUCCUCUGGAAGGAAUUGAUGAUUCAUCCCAGCAAAAACUUGUAAUUGGUGGGGAGGUUUGCAUGUGGGGUGAAACUGCUGAUGCUUCUGAUGUUCAGCAAACAAUUUGGCCUCGUGCUGCAGCUGCUGCAGAACGCUUAUGGAGCAGCACAGAUGAUACUUCUAGUGAUUUGGACACUGUCUUACCAAGAUUAGAAUAUUUCAGAUGUUUACUUAACCAACGUGGCAUCCCUGCUGCUCCGGUGAGAAAUGAAUUGGCAAGAAGGCCACCCAGUGGUUUUGGCUCCUGUUAUAUGCAGUAAUUUAUACCUGGGUCUCCCUUAGUGAUGUUGUAAGUCAGCUUUGCAUUGGUUUGAAAUUGAAAAACUUGUAUUGUGGUAUACUUAAGAUGCCUUCUCAACAAGGUUAUCUUGUUGCUGGAAGUGGAACAAUGUUUCAUAUGAUUUUUGUUUAUCACUCAAACUACAUUGAGAACAGAUCAGAUUGCAAAAUUUAUUUAAUUGGAGUAUGGUGUCUCUUGGAAUGUCAA
Messenger RNA from Cryptomeria japonica (Japanese cedar), 2364 nucleotides. Its product is annotated as beta-hexosaminidase 1. The record is from RefSeq and is a predicted model, not a curated record. Gene Ontology annotation, molecular function: beta-N-acetylhexosaminidase activity. The coding region runs from base 428 to 2137 and encodes 569 amino acids. Gene Ontology annotation, biological process: carbohydrate metabolic process; glycosaminoglycan metabolic process. The transcript has 18 exons. Lineage: Eukaryota; Viridiplantae; Streptophyta; Pinopsida; Cupressales; Cupressaceae. Gene Ontology annotation, cellular component: membrane.